This is a messenger RNA of Caenorhabditis bovis, 483 nucleotides long. The record is from the annotation of a GenBank genome assembly. NCBI's taxonomy places the organism in Eukaryota, Metazoa, Nematoda, Chromadorea, Rhabditida, Rhabditidae.
AUGUCUGCUGAAGCGCGAAAGUUGGAAAUUGAGGUCGCCGAGCUCGAGAGACGUCUGAAGGCCAACAGCCGCGAGCGACGAAGGGUCAAUCAGCUGAACGAUAUGUUUGAGACGCUUCUGCUCCUUCUUCCACCAUCCAAUUUCCAAGUGAAAUUGUCCCGCGUUCAAAUUCUAAGAGAGGCUGCUGACUAUAUUGCUUGCCUUCAAGAAUACCUCAAGCAGCCAUGUAUUAUUGGAGCCGAAGUCUUAUUUCCACAUAUCUUCGAGACUAGUCGUUGUGGUCUCAACAAGAAAUCGACAUACCGCAAAUUUCAACUUAAUCGUCGGCCUGAGCCAUCAGCAUCUCGCAUCAUCACCAUCCGCCGCCCAAACUUCAUCUACACCUCGACAUCUCUUGACGCGUUCCCGAUGCAAUCAGAUCACAGAAUGUUGCCAUCACCGCAAAACGAGAAUGACGAUACCCCCUCCUAUAUGCAAUUGUGA